UACACAUAUAACAAUAAACUGGAUUGAGGCCACAACCGGAACCGGUGCAAUUACUCUCAGCCGACAAGACGGUGUCGUUAUUCAAUACCCAUAAGAGUUGGCUGAUUUUGCAGUUCUCAGUUGCAGCGACUAGAGCGAAUAUGAGAUCUCACAAGAAUACGACAUUGAGUAGAAGACCUCCCGUUCCCCACCUGCUCUUCGUUGCCGCUCUUUUCUCUCUCCUCGUUUUCGCUAUCCAAUCCUCUUUCUUCUCAGCAGCUCGAAAUUCGGAUCUCAGCAAUGAAGAAAUCAGUGCUUUAUCCGAUUUCCAGUCAUCUGUUCAGCAAUGCGUGGCAAACAAAGGGCUCGGUCUGACGGCACAGAUCGUUGACCUUUGCAAAUUGACGCUUAAGUUCCCUGAAGGCACUAACAGCACCUGGUUCAAUGUGCAAUUCAAAAUUUAUGAACCGUUAGAGUACCAUUAUGAUGUUUGUGACGCAAUUCUAUUGUGGGAACAGUAUCGUAACAUGACUACAGUGCUGACAAGAGAAUACCUUGAUGCCCGGCCAGAUGGGUGGUUGGAGUAUGCAGCAAAAAGGAUAGCUCAUUUGGGAGCUGAUAAAUGCUACGACAGGAGUCUUUGUGAGGAACACCUUAAUUUGAUUCUACCUGCUAAAUCCCCUUUUCAUCCCCGGCAAUUUGGCACUUGUGCUGUUGUUGGUAACUCAGGAGAUCUCCUAAAGACUGAGUUUGGAAAAGAGAUUGACAGUCAUGACGCUGUUAUAAGAGACAAUGAAGCUCCUGUUAAUGAGAAAUAUGCCAGGCAUGUUGGACUAAAGAGGGAUUUCCGCCUCGUAGUUCGUGGUGCUGCUCGUAACAUGGUUAAGAUUCUCAAUGGAUCUACGGAUGAAGUACUCAUAAUCAAAAGUGUGACCCAUAGAGACUUUAAUGAAAUGAUAAAGAGUAUUCCAAAUCCUGUUUAUCUCUUCCAAGGAAUUGUGCUACGCAGAGGUGCCAAGGGAACUGGAAUGAAAUCUAUUGAACUGGCGCUUUCAAUGUGUGACACUGUUGACAUAUAUGGAUUCACAGUUGAUCCUGGCUAUACUGAGUGGACGCGGUACUUCUCUACUCCAAGGAAAGGGCACAAUCCACUUCAAGGACGUGCAUAUUAUCAGCUCCUAGAGUGCCUUGGUGUCAUUAGGAUUCAUUCUCCCACGAGAGCCCAAAGGAAACAAGACUGGUCAGAUGUUCCCAGUCGAGAAAUGAUAAGCAGAGCUCAUGCUGCUGCCUUGCACUUAAAGAGGGGUCGUGGGCCAGGACAGUUCGGAAGUUGUAAGGUGUGGGGCAAUGUGGACCCUGACAGCAAUGGGCCCAUCUCAGGAUCUUCAGACAUGAGUGAUGUCAGGAAACACUCAAAUUACAAUAAGUGGGAGGUCAUGCCAUUUGAAAGUCUAAGAAAGGAGGCACGUGAUCACUAUGUCCAAAUGGAAAGUGUCUCUUUCUACAAAAUGGAUGGCAAUAAAUUGGAUGAUCUGGUAUGCGUCAGGCAUUCCUUGAAAUCCGAAGCAUAAGCAUAAGCAUAAGCGCAGCUGUGUUUUUGUGCUUCAGUUGGUUGCAAGGAGGCAGAUCUCUGUUGGUUAUUAUCAAUAUGGCAUGAAACUAACUUCCUUUGAGAUGAGCCUCUUGGAUGAUGAAACACAGGGCGGUCCUAGCACCCCAAUCCCCCACACCAACACCCGCAAACCAAACCAACCCCACCCCCCUCAACGCCCCAACCCCCUCUCCAACAACCCAACAAAGAAGAAAAAAAUAGUUUUGAAAAUUAAAAGUUUUACCCAUAAUUUUUUUUUAAACUUACUGUUUGCCCAACAAAAAAAAAUUAAAAUUAAAAUUUUACUUUCAAAUUUGAGUGUAUUUUUUUCAAAAAAAAUUAUUUGGUCCUCCAAUAUUUUUAUUUUUAUUUUUGUUUUGACCUUUGCACUUUUAUGUAAAAUUCAUUCAUAUUUUUUUUAUUUUCUUUUCAAUUUUUUUUUUGGCCCCCCAAAUAUAAACUUCUAGUUCUGCCCCUGCCACAAUAAUUUAAUGACUCAAGUGAAGUGAUUAAAUAUUUAUCAGCUGUUCCCAAUGAAAUUCUUGAAAUUUACCCAUUGUAGCAACAUAUCCAUGUGCAAGGGGUGUAACAUGAAAUACAAACUACUACUGUAUUUCUCAUCGGAGAAAGUGGCAUUAUAGGAUUUUUCAACUUCUACACACGCAAAGGAGACAGUGUUUGCCAAUUCACUGGUCAAAACCCUCCUGCUUUUUGAGAAUUCUUCUGAGGGAUUAUCGAUUGGCAAUAGUUCGUUGUUCAUUGAAACUGCAAUGUGAGUAUUUGUUGAGCAUUCUUUAUAUAGUGGUUCACCAGGUUUGACAUGUGUACUGCUUCAAUGCAUUUUAGCAUUUUAAGGAUUUUCGAGAGAGCAUCAGAUUCAGUGGUUUGAGGGUUUGCUGGUUCAUUUUGAGCUAUAUCAUUUUACUUUUUGAAACUAUUUAACUUGCUGUCAUCAUAUAAUGAAAUUUUGUCGUGUUGCAAAACUGUUA
Molecule: messenger RNA, 2559 nt
Organism: Hevea brasiliensis (rubber tree)
Lineage: Eukaryota; Viridiplantae; Streptophyta; Magnoliopsida; Malpighiales; Euphorbiaceae
Product: sialyltransferase-like protein 1
Exons: 11
Coding region: 141-1550 (469 amino acids)
Biological process (GO): pollen germination; pollen tube growth
Molecular function (GO): sialyltransferase activity
Source: RefSeq, a predicted model, not a curated record